AUGAUGCGCAGCGCCCCUCUCCGCGCCCUUCCUCGGGCUGCCGCUCGCACAAAUACCCGAAGUGCCCCUCGCCGAACCUUCCUCCGCGCCCGCAACGCAUCACGCCCCCUUGAACGACUGGACAUUGGUAGCCUAUCCCGCGCUCGCAACGACUACGACCGCGACCGUACCUACUUCCUCGCGGCAGGCGCCCUCGCCGGUGCCAUUGGCAUCGUAUUCACGGGUACAAAGCUCUACAAGGCCAUUCAGGCAGAGAACAACAAGAAGCGCAAGGCGGCCGGCGAGCCCGCGGCUGGAGUCACACAACUCGACGCCCCCACCGUACCCUCGGAGACCUUCACGACCGACGGCGGCGUCAAGCGCAAGGUGGUCGUGCAUGACGAGGACGGCUAUGAGAUUGUGCCCACGGGCAACGGCACUGUGCCCGACUUUCCGCGCCACCUCGAAGUGCCCUCCUCCCACGAUGCGAGCCAGGCCGCUCAGCCCAUCGCCGCGACGGUCCAAGACGACGCCGGCAUCGAAUACACCCUCGUCGGUCUCGGCCUGCGCACUGUCAGCUUCCUCUCGAUCGGCGUCUACAUUGUCGGCUUCUACGUCGCGACAGCCGACAUUGCCAAGCUGCAACACCACCUCGUGAAAAAGGUCAACCCCAUCGCCUCGACCCUGAUCCCGUCGGAGCGCGACACGCUGCGCCAGUCCCUCCUCGACCCGGCCGAGAGCGAGGCGACGUGGACGGCGCUGCUGCAGGACCUCCAGUGCCGCAGUGCCUUCCGCAUCGUGCCCGUCCGCGACACCGACUUCCACCACCUUCGCGACGCCUUUGUCCGCGCCGUGCAGACGCGCUCGAACCCCAGGCCGCAGGAGUUUGGCGACGAGGCCUUUGGCGAGUCUGUGCGCACGCUCAAGGCCAUCUUUAACCGCGGCAAGCUGCCGAAGACGCGAGAGCUGCUGAUGCUACGGGACGACAGGGGCGCGCUGGACGUGCUCUACGACGACGGAAAGGGCAGGCAGCCCGUGGGACGGGUCGAGGACGAGCGCGUGUCGAGACUGCUGUGGUUGAAUUACCUCGCCGGCAAGAAGGUUGCGUCCGAGGUGGCGAGGAAAAACAUCAUUGAGGGCGUCAUGGAGUUUGUGGAGCGGCCGGUCGGUACUGUUGCGACGCAGGUGCUGUAA
Messenger RNA from Verticillium dahliae VdLs.17, 1173 nucleotides. RefSeq lists its product as uncharacterized. Gene Ontology annotation, molecular function: intramolecular lyase activity. NCBI's taxonomy places the organism in Eukaryota, Fungi, Ascomycota, Sordariomycetes, Glomerellales, Plectosphaerellaceae. The record is from RefSeq and is a predicted model, not a curated record. The coding region runs from base 1 to 1173 and encodes 390 amino acids. The transcript has a single exon.